Messenger RNA from Daphnia pulex (common water flea), 1362 nucleotides. RefSeq lists its product as uncharacterized. The record is from RefSeq and is a predicted model, not a curated record. The coding region runs from base 41 to 1312 and encodes 423 amino acids. NCBI's taxonomy places the organism in Eukaryota, Metazoa, Arthropoda, Branchiopoda, Diplostraca, Daphniidae. The transcript is spliced from 2 exons.
AGUCAUUACCAGAAAUGAUAUUGCGCAAGACCCAACUUGGAUGAAGGCCCCUAUCGUGGUAACCAGCAACGAAGAGCGCUACCGCAUCAACGAACACCAAUUGCUGAUGCUGGCACAACAGCAAAAUUGUCCACGACUCGUCUGGUUUCAACCCAUCAUCGGCAUCGUUGCCAACGGCUUGAACCAGACUCAAACGAAUUACCUCUACGCCACGUCACCACAGUUCAAAGGUAUCUUUGUAACCGGCGCUCCUGGUUUCCUGAUGUCCAACAUUAACCCCAGGAGAGGACUUACCAACGGGACUCCGGUCACCUUUCACUCCUUAGUGCUCGAUCCCAGAGAAGAUCGCCAACGACUCGUGGCCGCCAUCACCGAAGGUAACAACGACGACGUAAUUCUACAAUACAAUCCCACCCAGGUCUUGGUCAAAAUCACCCACGCCGAUCCCAACGACUUCAUCAGUCUCACCGCAGUAGAAGGAGAAGCCGUCAUCCCUCUGUCGCAAACACACACCAGCAAACCAUUCGCUAUCACCGUCCUGGGGAAACUCAACAAAAUCAAACUGCAAACAAUUUCACACGGCGUUGACUGGGGAUUUUCCGUCACUCUUCAUAAGAUACAAGGCCAAACCUGCUCCAAAUUAAUCGUCGACCUCAACCAUAGACCCUUCAUGCCGCAAAUCACUUUCCCCGGAUUCUACGUGGCUGUCUCUCGCGUUCGACGAGCUCAAGAUCUCCGCAUCAUGCCUCUUCAACCCAGUAGCUACAAUUUAAAGUUCCUCAACGGGCUACAACCAUCCAAAAAACUCAUCACUUGGAUGAAAGGUUACAAUGCGCACGGAGAUUGGGAUGCCAGACUCAUCCCAUCUGAAUUGCUCGACACGCCGCUGACUACUAAACGCAAAAAAAAGGAUACACCAACAACAAAACCUCCCUCAAAAAGCACCAAAACUAAAAAGGCGCCAGCACCACCGAAAAAAAUGAAAACGCACGACACAAUCAACGUAGGCGCCUCUACUUCCAGUCAACCAACAGCCCCAUUACCGCACACUUCUACCUCGUCUUCAAUUGAAAUGGAAUUUCCUACCCUGAGAUGUAAAACAAUUUCAGAAAUCAACGAAGACAAUACUUCCCUUUCUCAAGUCAUCAUCACUAGACCUAUUGCACGCAGCGAAUCGUCUACAACUUCAUCAUCAUCGUCACUUUACAGUACAUUCAACAUCAGACAUCUGUCUUCAGUAGAAUGUCUAUUUCUCUUUAUGUUCAUUCUAUGUAUUCUGAGUAUCAUUGGAAUGGUAAUCUACUUCAACUAAUAAAAUACUGUACUGUACCCAUUCAAAACUCAUAUUAAUAACGCUCACUA